GAACAAAGUAUGACAUCCAACAAUACUCCGAAACCAACUGCAGGGUCGACCUGUGGCCUGCAACUUGUUGGCUCGGCUUAUGGUUGUCAAAGCUGUCAAUUUUAUCUGCAUGCAUCGUGCUUCGAUCUUCCUCAAAAGAUCCAGCACGAUGCACACCCAGCACAUCCUCUGACACUUCGAUACCCGUCCUACUACAAGCAUUGUGGGAAGACCUGUGAUGCUUGUUGUGAAGACAUACGAACAAGUUUUAUGUACUCCUGUGAACUCUGCGAUUUUGACCUUCAUGUCACUUGUGCCACCUUAUACAAACUCGCGAAGAGGGCUGAUACAUCGAAGGACACUCUUCGACUUUAUUACUCGUUUCCUGUUGGAGACAGUAACAAUACUAUGCCUUGGAUCGCGCGAUGCGACGUUUGUAACAAGAGGGUGUCUAAGGAAGGUUGGUUGUAUUAUAGCAAGGAUACUGGCUAUAUUGCACAUAUCAAAUGUGCUAAGGGUGCUAAAGUUGGCCCUUCUUGGAUUAAAGAGAGGCUUAAUAUGCUUAAAAUUAAGUAGAAGAAAUUAAGUAUAUGGAUGUGUGUGUGGCUGAUCCAGUGCUCGAAAAUAUAGGACUCAUAUUUGGGGGUUAAUAUGCAUGUCUGCAAAAUCCUCAUGUGUGACUUUAAUUAAAAUAAGGUUUCUAGCACUAGCAGCUAUGGAAUAUA
Molecule: messenger RNA, 704 nt
Organism: Lycium barbarum (goji berry)
Lineage: Eukaryota; Viridiplantae; Streptophyta; Magnoliopsida; Solanales; Solanaceae
Product: protein VACUOLELESS GAMETOPHYTES-like
Exons: 1
Coding region: 10-555 (181 amino acids)
Source: RefSeq, a predicted model, not a curated record